AGACGCUUCUGGGGAGGGAGGGAAGCGGUUUGAGAGUAACCUGCGGGAGCGGCGGGGCGGGCCCUGGCCGGGAACACACCCAGAGGCCUGCGGGAGCUAGAGGAGGGGCAGGGGGACUGUCACUUCUGCCAGCGGGUGACCCGUUCCGCUUGGAGUAGGAGAGGCCCCGUCACCUCGGCUGACUGCUCCACAGCCAUGGCGGGCAUCCGGGAUCUCCGGCCCCUGGUACUUACCUGUAUUGCAGGAUUAUUGUCCAGAAGUAUUAAUGCCCAAGUAACUGAAAUCAACUCUCAGGAGUUGGAAUUGAGGAACAAUGAUGCCCAGUACUUGAGCCAGUCGUGCCAACGGCCCUGUCUUCCUGGCGAACGGAAAGCUACUGAGUACACAACUGAUGGGCAUGAGCCAGACUGUGUACCCUGCCAAGAAGGGAAGGAGUACACGGACAGGGAACAUUGUUCUUCUAAGUGCAGAAGAUGUAGUCUCUGUGAUGAAGAACAUGGCUUAGAAGUGGAAAUGAACUGUACCCGGACCCAGAAUACCAAGUGCAGAUGUAGAUCAAACUUUUUUUGUAACAUUCCUGGGUGUGAACACUGUGACCCUUGCAUCAAAUGUGAACAUGGAGUUAUUGAGGAAUGCACACUAACCAGCAACACCAAAUGCAAAAACGAAGGAUCCGGAUCUCAGUGGCUGUGGUUGCUGAGCCUCCUCCUGCUCCUGAUUCCAAUAAUGAUUGGUUGGAAACUGAAAAAAUACAUGAAGCGCAACAACGAAAAACAUGACUGCAAUGAAUCUACAGCACAAAAUCCUGAAACAGUGCCAAUGAAUUUAUCUGAUGUUGACUUGAGUGACUAUAUCCCUAAUAUUGCUGAAAUCAUGACAAUAAGUCAAGUUAAAAAAUUUGUUCGGAAGAAUGGUGUCAGUGAAGCCAAAAUAGAUGAGAUCAAGAAUGACAAUCUCCAAGAAACAGCUGAACAAAAAGUCCAACUGCUUCGUACUUGGUAUCAACUUCAUGGGAAGAAAAAUGCCUAUAACACAUUGAUUACAAAUCUCAAAAAAGCCAGACUAAGUAGUACUGCAGAGAAGAUUCAGGAUAUGGUCUCGAAGGACAUGGCUAAUAACCAGAAAAAUGAAAAUGAAAGCCAACCCUUGGUCUAGAGUGAAGAACAACUAACUCAGUUCUGAGUAUGUGCAAUUAAUAUUUGAAAAAGUCCUUAAUAGCUGAAGGCUGUAAAUAUUGCUUGGUUUUUCACUGGAUGUAUUUUCUUUUUUGAUUUAUUAGAUUUUCAGAACCAAUAUAUUUAUAGAUUUUCAAUAUGUCAUGAUUCUGCCUUCAAGAAUGUUUAAAAUCUAAUUGGGAAUAUACACAUGGUCAAGAGUAAAUACAAUGGCAUGUUAAGUAUGCAAAUAGGAAUGUAUGCAAAGGACAAAGGAUUAGGAUCAUGCUCUAGUAUGUGACAAUUGUUUCUGUAGAUAUGAAUGUGAUUAGUAUGUGUUAGUACACAUGUCUAUCCUUAGGCUCACCCCAUUCCAUGAAUUAGUAUAAGCUAUGUCAUUUUGUUGAACUAUCAGUCACUGGAUAGGCCAUUUUUCCUCUAAGUUACCUCCACAACUCCAUAAUAACUGUAGAGAUUUUACCAUAUUUCUAAACUUUGUUUACAACUCUAAGAGGUGCAUAUUCAAGUAAAGCAUAUGUAUUCGAAUGCAGAUUUUAGUAAGGUUCUACCUCAAAGGUCUUUGUACAGAUUACUGGUAUUUUAUUGUGCACUAUUUCAAUUUUGAAUUUACAUAGAAAACAUAGAUUAAAUUACAAUACUUGAAUAUUUUAUAUUUGUUUGCCAUUUUAUUGUAUCAAAAUAAUCUACUUCUUUCUCAGGAACCAAAAGCAUUUUGAGCAGGAGAGUAUCACUAGAGCCCUGCCACCUCUCUGUUCAUUUUCUCCUUGAUGUUCAUCUUGAUAACCUAACGCACCCCCAAACCUGAAAGUAUCACCAAAGAAAUACUUAAUGACCCACCAAAAGUCAAGACUGCUCUUAGAAAUUCUAGCUGGUUUGGAGAUACUUACUGCUUUUACAGAAGGUAGCUUUGUGGCAUGUCUACCACCAAAGAUGACAAGAUAGAUUCUUAUUUUCCCCCACUACACAAAAUGUCCAGUAACACCCCAUGUGUUCUCUUCUGCUACAAAUGGCAGCUUAUACAUAGCAAAGGUAAAACCAUCAUUAGGUUUUAGGAGUUGCUCUUGUAAACCCCUGCAGGUUCUUAGACAAACAGUUCCCUUCCUUACUGCUACUUUGUUACUUACAUGUUUAAAGAUCUUUCAAAGUUUAUAUUAAAUGUGAAUUUUAAAAAAUACUAUUUAUAUUUAUAUAGAUGUAAACUGAAGAUAGUUACAAACUGAAGUAGAUACCUAGAACUACCUAAAGAGCCUCCAUUAAUGAAGAAUAUUUUUCCUUAUAUAAAAUGUAGCUAAAAAUAUUUAAUUAAAAUAAUGUUUUUGAUA
This is a messenger RNA of Lemur catta (Ring-tailed lemur), 2497 nucleotides long. RefSeq names its product Fas cell surface death receptor (gene FAS). Gene Ontology annotation, molecular function: protein binding; tumor necrosis factor receptor activity. NCBI's taxonomy places the organism in Eukaryota, Metazoa, Chordata, Mammalia, Primates, Lemuridae. The record is from RefSeq and is a predicted model, not a curated record. Gene Ontology annotation, cellular component: CD95 death-inducing signaling complex; external side of plasma membrane; membrane raft. Bases 196 to 1155 code for a protein of 319 amino acids. Gene Ontology annotation, biological process: immune response; regulation of stress-activated MAPK cascade; motor neuron apoptotic process. The transcript has 9 exons.